GCCACCCUCGGCACAAAUGUCACAGGAAAGAGACGAGAGAAGAAGCCAUGAACAUGGCGAGCUCCCAGUGCUGCGCCAACCCGCCGACUCUAAGCCCUGCCUGUGGCGACGGCAUCGUCGUCGACGACCUCGGCGGCGUCAGGGCGUACACCGCCGGCUCCCCUAACUCCAAGCUCGCCGUUCUCCUCAUCUCCGACAUAUUCGGAUUCGAAGCGCCGAAUUUGAGGAAAAUUGCAGAUAAAAUUGCCACCUCAGGUUUCUUUGUCGUGGUACCAAAUCUCUUAUAUGACGAUCCCUAUUCAGCUGAUAAUCCUGAGAGGCCUAUUUCGAUUUGGAUACAGUCUCAUUCCCCGGACAAAGGCUGUCAAGAUGCAAAACCAAUUAUUGCAGCUCUAAAGAACAAAGGCAUAUCUGCAGUUGGGGCCGCUGGCUUCUGCUGGGGAGGCAAAGUUGUCGUGGAAUUAGCAAAGUCCAGUGAGAUUGAAGCUGCUGUCCUUUGCCAUCCUUCUUUUGUAAAUAUUGAUGAUAUGAAGGGUGUUAAAUGUCCUAUUUCAAUACUUGGGGCUGAGAAUGACCAUAUUUCUCCGCCGGAACUGUUGAAGCAGUUUGAGCAGGCUUUAUCUUUAACAUCUGAGGAAAGACACAUUGUAAAGAUAUUUCCUGGGGUUGCUCAUGGAUGGACUGUCAAACACAAAGCCGAUGAUGCUGCAGCUGUUAAGCGCGCUCAAGAGGCACAUCAGGACAUGCUGAACUGGUUUACGCAACACGUCAAGAAAGAAUAUGUGAACUAAAAUACUUCUUAUUCACUCAAUGGUCUCGUCGGACUGUCUAUUAAGAUGUAAUUCAGACCUUGUGUUGAAACUUAUGGUUGUUGCUUUGGAAGAUGGAUGUUCUUCCUGACUCGUUGAAACUACUAGUAAAUUCUGAAGAUUUGGUUUUAAUUACUA
This is a messenger RNA of Musa acuminata subsp. malaccensis (wild Malaysian banana), 947 nucleotides long. The record is from RefSeq and is a predicted model, not a curated record. NCBI's taxonomy places the organism in Eukaryota, Viridiplantae, Streptophyta, Magnoliopsida, Zingiberales, Musaceae.